Bursaphelenchus xylophilus (pine wood nematode) is the source of this 4599-nucleotide messenger RNA. NCBI's taxonomy places the organism in Eukaryota, Metazoa, Nematoda, Chromadorea, Rhabditida, Aphelenchoididae. The record is from the annotation of a GenBank genome assembly.
AUGUUGCGGUAAGUGGGAAAAUAAAUUGUUGUCUGUCGGGAAAAUAAUGAGCACAAUGUGCGCCGAUCGUGUCGCUGAGGUAAAAAGCAAUUUUAUUUUGUCGCGACGCAAUUUAUUUUCUCGGCGGCGGUGCGAUUUUCGAUGCGACAGGAGGCUCACUCUUUUCCCGACACACUCAUAAUGAAAGAAUCUUACAGUAGUUAACUAUUUUUUACUCAACUGGCCGAGAAAGCAUGCGAUAUGCGGAGAGCGGUCGGAGAGGCAAACACUUUUUUGGCCAAUUCCUUGCCAACUUUGAGUGGAAAAAAAUAAUUUUUUUGUAGAGACAUUACAGUAGAAAUACGCACGAAAAUUUUUAUGCCAGAAUAAGCAAAAAAAGACGCCAAUUUUUUCCAGAUUUCAUUUAAAAAAUCUCAAAUCUUCUGUAAGCCGCGAGCCAGAAGCCACUCGUAUCUCUUUUGAUAAAACUAAUCGCAUUUUUUCCCAAAGUUCAUCAAAAUCUAAACCUUGUACUUGGGCGCUACCCCGAUUUUUUAAGCUUUCUUGUCAACUUGACGCCAAUGGCAGCGUUAAAGCCAUCCAGAUUUCUCAGUCAGUCAAGCGUUGCAUUGAAAUCGGGACGUCGAGUGCUUCAACCCGACUACCCGCUAAAAACACAUCCCGGGAAGACUGUGAGCAUUGAGAUCGCCGAAUACAGUGACUUCGACGCCAUCGACAAGCUGACCCUCGAACACUUUGCUCCAUUGGAAAACUCGAGCAGAGGCGUUGGUAAGUGAACUAAUUCAGACUUCAUUUUACGUCAUGUUUCAGGCACUCCAGUCGAGGUGGUUCAGGAGCAAUUGGUCCGUCCGAUGGUCCACAACUGCCUCCAAUACCCGUACAGUACCGUCGUCAUGGACGGAGACAGGAUGAUCGCGUGCUGCAUGGUGAAUCUGGAGGUCUUCGACAAGAAUGCCGACGUUCCGCCCAAGGAAGUGAAGGAUCUUGGACCCUGUAGGUCAUCAGUUUAGUAGGUCAACAACGUUGAUAUUUUUAGUCAUGGAAAAGUGCGCAGCCGACUAUGGCGUCACCGACGAGCGCUUGAAAUACAUGAUGACUCUGUUGCACUAUGCCAUUCACAUUGUUCCCCAUUACUUGCCGGAGGAGAAUCAGGCGGUCGCGGCGCACGCUGAGAUGGGAUGUGUAGACCAGGAGUUUAACGGGUAAGAGAAAUUGGGCGAACAGGGGAAGUUGAAAAAGCGCGACGCUCAGAUUUUGAUGAAAGUUGGUACAAAUUUAAAACAAUUUUUUCUGAGGCAUAUUGCAAGUCUUCAAGCCUGCCCUUUGCAGAACGACAAUGCAUAGGCCACAUAUCAAUUCCUGAAAACCUUUGUUUCCGUUUCGCAAGGGCAGCCGAGAUAUUCAAGAUCUUUGAGGACGAUAGAUUACGCAAAACGUGUAGAGUGAAAGGACUUUUCGGUUAUAAAUUUUUCAGCUUCGUUCGGAAAAAAUUUGAUUUCUUGUAAGAACAUGACUCUCUACGGUAAAUACUGGUUUGUUUGUAUUCAAUACUCCGAGCUUGCGCUUUAGGAACGAAUAUGGUUUUUAGGUCGAAACAGAAGAGUGAUACAUUUUUGUAUAGAGGGCAAUUCUUCCACAAAAAAUAUCAUUUUUUCCCUUGUGAAACUGGCAAGGAGAUGUCCGAAAAGUGUUCCUCUCUCUGACCGUUGCACGUACUCACUUGGCCGUAAAGAUCGUUGAAUAUCUGCGAGCUAUAAUAAAACAUUCAAAAAUUGAUAUACACUGCUGGAAAAAAUGAUAUGACCACCGCAAUUUUGCGCUGGCAAUUUGUUCAUGGUAAAUGAAUUGCUUUAAUAUUUGGUGAAAGUGAGUAUGGAGCAAUGUAACAUGUACCCAAAAAGUAUCAAAGGAUUUCAAAAAGUGCAAGGUGAGUAAAAUUUGGAAAUACGCGAAACCGCCAAAAAUCGGCUGGACAAAAUGAUAUGACCACGUGGUUUAAUUCAAUCUUUUACAGGGUGUACCAAAUUCGGUGCCCGAUUUGAAUUGGCUAUAACUUCUUUAAUUUUGGGCCAAAUUUUAAAAUUCUUUUUUUCCCUGAAUCCUCAGACAACCCCAUUUUGUCUGAUACCAAAUAUGUUAUACAUAGGUAAGUGUCAUCUACAGUUAUUGGAUUUAUUCUUGGAGUUCAUUUUUUCGGUCGUUUUUCGGUUGUUUUUUCGGUCUUUCCCGGUGUGUCCGAAAAUGGAGUACGGUGCGGAAGAAAAAUACGGUGGAAUUUCCCCUCCUGAAAAUCGACGAUGAGAAUAAGAACAAAAAGUGAAGAUCAACCUCCAGAGUUCGUCGAAUCGUCCUUGGUGAAGGCAUUCCCUCGGUUCUGGCCAAACUUCGUGUACUCAUAUGCGGAUUUUCUCGGAAUUUUGACAAAACUUCUUCCAUUUUCAGCUACGUUCGUACCCAUCUUUCCUGCUUUUUUUGUUUCCUGUUAACGCUGCCAGUCUCAAGGAACCUAUUCCACCAACGCCGAAAUGUCUUGCGAUCUGGGUUGGGCCUUACGUCCGUAUUUCAUCCUGUAUUCCCUUUGAACGUUUAUCGGCGAACCGUAUUUGCCAUACCAAACCACAGACCAAGCUUUUUCUUCCACACCGUACUCCAUUUUCGGACACACCGGGAAAGGCCGAAAAAACAACCGAAAAACGACCAAAAAAAUGAACUUCAAGAAUAAAUCCAAUAACUGUAGAUGACACUUAUCUAUGUAUAACAUAUUUGGUAUCAGACAAAAUGGGGUUGUCUGAGGAUUCAGGGAAAAAAGAAUUUUAAAAUUUGGCCCAAAAUUAAAGAAGUUAUAGCCAAUUCAAAUCGGGCCACGAAUUUGGUACACCCUGUACUAAUAACCACAAUUUAACAAACAAUCCUAGUAAUGAGUGAGUCCUCCAUUGAUUACUAGGACUAUUAUGGGGACACGUUCGGCCAGGUUUAGACGGGUUUGAACGCGUUAAACCAUGUUUGAUGCAGAGUUACCCAAACUGGUGAUUAUCUUCCAUUAACGCUUUCCAAAAGUUUUAAAUGAAGUUUUUAUCAUGUGAUCUAGACGUGUAAUCACCUGUGCAAGCCUUCGCUUUUCGUACGAACUCCAUGGUGGUCUGGUAGUGUGGAUUCAGCAAACAUCCGGUUACCAUGUCCAGCUUUGGCGACCCAUUUGCUAUUUGACCCUGGGGAUAGAUGUGCUCCUUAGGUUUAAAAUGUAACCCGGAGUCUCUCUAGAAACCGGCGAAGCCAAAAAGAGUCCCCGCUGACACGAUUUCAGCUUUGCAGAUGCAACUGCACCGAUGUGCCCCUUAAACAGAAAAACCAAGUUUUUCAAAGGGAUCGUUAGCGACAAAAAACAGUUCAUUUGAUGGCCCAGGAUGCAUGAGGUGUGCUGUAGGUUCUAAAAUUACAUAGGCCAUCGUUUGAAAGCCGUUUUGCAUCUCUAAAAAUCCAUUUGAAAAACUCGGUUUUUCUGUUUAAGGGGCACAUCGGUGCAGUUGCAUCUGCAAAGCUGAAAUCGUGUCAGCGGGGACUCUUUUUGGCUUCGCCGGUUUCUAGAGAGACUCCGGGUUACAUUUUAAACCUAAGGAGCACAUCUAUCCCCAGGGUCAAAUAGCAAAUGGGUCGCCAAAGCUGGACAUGGUAACCGGAUGUUUGCUGAAUCCACACUACCAGACCACCAUGGAGUUCUACGAAAAGCGAAGGCUUGCACAGGUGAUUACACGUCUAGAUCACAUGAUAAAAACUUAAUUUAAAACUUUUGGAAAGCGUUAAUGGAAGAUAAUCACCAGUUUGGGUAACUCUGCAUCAAACAUGGUUUAACGCGUUCAAACCCGUCUAAACCUGGCCGAACGUGUCCCCAUAAUAGUCCUAGUAAUCAAUGGAGGACUCCCUCAUUACUAGGAUUGUUUGUUAAAUUGUGGUUAUUAGUAAAAGAUUGAAUUAAACCACGUGGUCAUAUUAUAUCAUUUUGUCCAGCUGAUUUUUGGCGGUUUCGCGUAUUUCCAAAUUUUACUCACCUUGCACUUUUUGAAAUCCUUUGAUACUUUUUGGGUACAUGUUACAUUGCUCCAUACUCACUUUCACCAAAUAUUAAAGCAAUUCAUUUACCAUGAACAAAUUGCCAGCGCAAAAUUGCGGUGGUCAUAUCAUUUUGUCCAGCAGUGUAUGGUCUAUACCCAACGUGUGCGCAAAAUACAAAAAAGGCCUUAGCGGCACAGUUGAGGCUCUUCUCUUAAAAUUUUACUUCUCCUCAAAAAAUGCUGUAAACUUUACAGCAAUGGUCUCCUCGGCGCCAUGAUGUACCUCAGCUGCACCGCCGUGCACAAGCAUCGAUUGGCUAAGUAUUAUUUCGGAAAUGCGAGUGCCGCUGCAACGAACAACGUCUGCACACAGCUGGGAAUGCCCCCAGUUUGGUCUGUCAAGUACAAGGACAUCAAAUUCAACGAGGAAAGCGUCUACGGCGACGGCAAAAUGAGGGACGGCGCGGAUUGUUUCACGUUGAGCUUGGGCCUCAUCGAAGAUGUGGUGAAGAGCAAUUACUGCGACAAGUAUAUUCGACAGAGUGUCUAG